Prorocentrum cordatum is the source of this 328-nucleotide messenger RNA. The record is from the annotation of a GenBank genome assembly. NCBI's taxonomy places the organism in Eukaryota, Dinophyceae, Prorocentrales, Prorocentraceae.
GGCCGCAUUGCAGGGCGUCGGCGCCCCGAGCCCCCGCAAGCAGACGCCGCGGCCGCUGUCCCAGGAGGAGCGCCGGCGGCGCGAGGCAGCGCUCGAGGAGGUGAGCCGCAUGGCCGCGGAGCAGCAGGAGCGGUCCGCGGAGGAGAGGAGGGCGCUGUUCAGGCGUCGGUGCCAGACGUACGACGCCACUCUGGCCUUGGAGCCGAUUCGCGAGCAAGAGGGCGGAGCCUGCGAGCAGCAGUGCGGUGCCGUCGUCGUCUUUGACUGGGACGACACGCUGCUGCCCACUACAUGGUUGAGCAACAACGUCGCGAACGUGGAGGACGAC